AUGACGGAACCAGUAGCAUCAAUGUCAAAUGACGAGGACGAACCUCUUCUGAAUACUGUUGUAGCAGAGAAUUCAACAGCUCCUACCGGUAACCGUCGAUGUCCAACAUGUCAAGGUACAGGCUCAGUUUCAGCAUCGUCGGGUCUUGUUGCUCUAAUUCCUGUUGAUGAUGUUCGUUUGAAACGACGACAUACAUUUCUAUGGAUUAUAUUAACAAUUUUCUUUUGCACUCUCGCUGCUUUGGCUGUUGUUACAACUAUCCUUCCACGUUCUGUACAUUUAUCUUUGACAAAUCCGAUUGUUAUCGACGCAACUGAUGACUCAUUUCGGAAUUCAACAUACUAUCGUUUGAAAUUCAUUCAUCAAGCAACUAUUCGCUCAGAUAAUUGGGUACCAAUACGUCUAAUCAAUUUAACAGCAUCUGUUGAACAUCAACUUGUACCAGUCGGUCCAACUGCACAAAAGAUCUACAACCAUCAGAUGUAUUUACGUCCAUUGGGAACUAUACAAUCAAAUCUGACGGUUCAAUUAGACUUCUCUCCUUCAACAAUGGCUUAUCGUGCUUGCAAAGGAAUAUUUCGACAAAUGCUUCUAUUCAAAAUUCAAACUACUCUGACAUAUGCAGAUUUUCUUCUCGGUCGAAUUCAAACGACUAAUGACGUGUCUUAUCAAUACGUUCUAUGUAAUAGAGGAGAAUGGAAACCACAUGAAGAUAUUGCCGAGAUGACAACGAGAGUAACUGCAGCCACAAUCUGA
Messenger RNA from Adineta ricciae, 756 nucleotides. The record is from the annotation of a GenBank genome assembly. NCBI's taxonomy places the organism in Eukaryota, Metazoa, Rotifera, Eurotatoria, Adinetida, Adinetidae.